AUGUCAACGGAUCCAGUUGCCCGUCUUGAGGAGCUGGAGACUGAACUCCGUACCCGCAAAGAGGCGCUUUCCUCGCGCAUUCAAUCUCUUUUGAACGAGUCAGGCGACAGCGAGCUGCCUCAACUGCAUGUGCUACGCGAGGAUCGGGUGAGACUGAUGGAGGAGAUUCAGCACAACAAGGAUGAGGGAGACGCCUUGUUGCUGCAGGGCGAGGGGAAUGGAAAGGCCGCUUUGUUGUACCGCGUUGCUGCCCGUGUGCAGCGCUUUGAGGAAUUCGUCGGUCGUGCAGAAGAUUACGUGAAGGCUGUUCUCCCAGAGGAAAUUGAGCGUAUCGCGGAAUCCGAUAAGCUGCACUCCGAAGACGAGGUGGCUGCCUACAUCAAUGAGCUGCAGGUGAAGCGCGAAGAAGAGCUAAGGAAAAUUGCCUUGCUGAAGGAGCGGACAGCGAAGCGGGCGCAGGACAUGCGCAAUGGUCCACGCGUUGAGCACGGAGAACUGAAUGCCUACAGCCGUGUGGCAAAGGCCAAAGAAGAGGAACUUGACAAGGAGACCAAAGAAAUGCAGGAAUACACCGAUGCGGCGAAGAUAAAAAAGAGUGUGCUGCUUGCGAAAAUCAAGGAAUUGCGCCAGGCAAAGUCCAAGCUUCAGGUGGAGUUAUUGGAUAAUAAGCAUAAGAAUGAAAAGAUUGUAAAUGAUAUAAAGAUCCGCAUCCGUCAUGCGGAGCUCUCCAACACACGCGAUAUUCGUGUAUGCCAGCAGCUGAACACUGGCAAUGCUGCGCUCACGACCAACGCACAAACCCUGCUUGGGCAGUUGAACGUGGAACACUACGGCAUUGAGGGUGCACCGUCAGAUCAUGCACUGCUCACGAUGCGUAAGGAGGAGAAGAAAAGGGCAUUGGCCGCAGUAGCGAGCAACCACAACAAUAACAACGGCUCCUCUCAGGCGGCCGAUGGUGAAGUUGACGUCAACUCGAAGGGAGCCUACAAGCGCCACAGCACGCAGAACUCUAACGGAUCUAAGCCCCCAAUGGCUGCAUUCAAGCGGACAGAGUCGCAGCGCAACCGUGAGGCUGCUGUACUGUCCAGCAUGAGCCAGCGCCGCGAGGGAGGAAGUUCGGCCCCACACAGUCGAACCUUUUCAAAGCAAAUGUCGCAGGGGUCUGAGCCCUCACACCCACGAGGGGGCUCCCUGCACUCCGAGAACUCGAAGAAUUGUCGGAACAGCCGUGACGGUUCGCAGGGUUCAGGCGCUCGCUAG
Trypanosoma rangeli is the source of this 1260-nucleotide messenger RNA. Its product is annotated as putative OSM3-like kinesin. The transcript has a single exon. NCBI's taxonomy places the organism in Eukaryota, Euglenozoa, Kinetoplastea, Trypanosomatida, Trypanosomatidae. Bases 1 to 1260 code for a protein of 419 amino acids. The record is from RefSeq and is a predicted model, not a curated record.